GUGGGUUCCCUCCCUACUGUGAGAGAGUAUAAAAUAAAUGACCAACCGUAAGACUGUCUCACAUGAGAUGAAGAAAAUGUAUAAACCACAUGAGGUUUCAGUGAUAAGUUCUGCCUGGAGUCCGGAUAUUCCUGAAAAGCAGGGGAAGUUGAAGAGUGCUGUGAAUGUAUUGGAACAAGCAACAGAUUUGAACGCGAUCAAUCCUCCCCAAAAUGUUUCAGUUAAAGCAAAGGUUCUCCGUAUUCUUGUCAGACUCCUCGGAUUAGCUGGAAUGAUUGGACUUUUUCUCUGGCAAGCAAGUGUUAGUGUAGAGAAAUAUCAGUCAAAACUAACCUCUCUCCAGGAAAGAUUGUCUGAUAAUGGUAAGCUGAUGUAUCCAAGUAUAACCUUCUGUACCAAGUACAUCUGGCAGGACUUCCCUGGGGUUAUGGAGAUAAUCAAUAAUAAUAAAUCCAUUAAUUAUCAGGCAGUGAAGAACUACGCUAUAAAGAGCCACUGGUCUAGAGACAAAGUGUUUAGCUUCUUUAGUCACAAUAACGUUGAUAAUAUGACAUAUCCUUGUAAUACAGUUGGGGGAUCUAUGACUGGACGACCAUGUUCUUUUCCUUUUAUUUAUCAGAGUAUUGUGGACCAAAGCUGGGAGAAUGAGUCGAUGAGCUCAGAAGCGAAUACAACAGAAACAACGAGUAAGACUACAUUCUUGUAUUUUGAUGAAUGUACUCCGCUGGACGAUGUAACUCCCUGGUGCUAUACUAGAACAGAUAAGAAUAAAACAUUUAUACUUGGACAAUGGGGAUACUGUUCUCCUGACUGUACUGGACAGCUUCCUAGAUUUGAUAGUGCAUACAAUAUAGCUAAUAAUCCACAAUACUGGGAGGUUGGAUUGUUUGAUCUCUCAACCUGGGGAAGUGGGCUCUGCCAUACCUACAACCCACCUGGAGAAGUUGAACCUGGUGUUACCGGCCAGCUAUAUGCACUUCUAGGGGAACAGGAUAAGAUAUUUGCUCCGAUGAGGUUCCUAGGAUAUAAUAUUUUUAUUCAUGAUAAAGGUCAAUUUUUCCCUGGACUUGAGAUGGGACGGAUUGGUCUCAGUGAUGAACUCUUUCUACCCAAAGAUAUUGAAUGGGAGGGAACAUUCCAGAUGAAACAAAAAACUUUGAUCAACAAGAAAGAAAAUCCUUGCUCUGAGGACCCUGAGUAUAGUUUCCGAGACUGUGUGAUGAGAUGGGUGAGUAAGAAUACAGGUUGCCACCUGGACUGGUUUAGUAAUCUACAAGGAGAGAAAGUAUGCUCAAAAAGAGCGGAUAUCACCAAGUACAGUGAAAGUUUAACAAUGGCACAACAAGCGCGUUGGUUAAAGCUGUCUAAUAUGACUGGAUGUAUCCCAAAAUGUACUGUCAGAAGCUAUACCCUAGUGGAGAAGAGUAGUACUGAAGCAGACUGGGGAAGGAACUGGUCUGCUUCAUUCUAUCUCAGUGUUAAAACUUCAAGCUUCAUUUCACAGAACGAGUUCUUUGCCUUUGAUAUUUGGGACCUGACCUCCGGUAUCGGAGGUCUUAUGGGACUAUUUGUCGGAGGCUCCUUCCUCUCCCUCAUUUUCCUCCUGUACAUGGCCCUGGAGAACUGUGCUGUGAAAGUUUUGACUUAACCAGGAUUGAAGAAUCAGGAUAUACUUUAGAUAAAUAUACUUUAGAUAAAUAAACUUUUAUUUCUUGGGAAACUUUUAAGAUU
This is a messenger RNA of Eurytemora carolleeae, 1731 nucleotides long. RefSeq lists its product as uncharacterized. Bases 38 to 1648 code for a protein of 536 amino acids. Gene Ontology annotation, cellular component: membrane. Gene Ontology annotation, molecular function: ligand-gated sodium channel activity. Lineage: Eukaryota; Metazoa; Arthropoda; Copepoda; Calanoida; Temoridae. The transcript has 17 exons. The record is from RefSeq and is a predicted model, not a curated record. Gene Ontology annotation, biological process: sodium ion transmembrane transport.